UCACUUUUCUGUAUCUGAUUUUUUUAUAGACCGACUACAAGACACUAACAAUUCCUGAAUUUUGGCAAUAAUCGAUCUCCGGCAGCAUAAUGGAAUCUCUGGCAAAAAUUAAGGCUACUUUCAGCAGAACUUUAAUCGGAAGGCGAUAAUCGUGCGAUGCACAAGCACAAAUGCCGGAGCGGUAUCAUGGUCACGACCCACGUGACCGUUUUAAAGGAUCGCCAGCAGCCACCAUCAAUCAAAUCGACGGAGAACGGAUUCUCUCGCUGCGCACGGGUCCAUUAAUUAUCGCGCAAUGCACGGAGGUGGAGGAGGAGGAGGAGGAGGACGCGCUUUUUUUUGUCGCCGUAAAACAACGGGGACCAAAGCGAGCGGGCACGCAGGAACGUCGCCGCGGUCGUGAGUGCAGCGACGUUUCGGGUUUCUACGUGGCUAUAUCUAUGACCUAUGGUGAAACUUCCAUCUUUCGUUUCGGCGCGCGCAAGUUCGUCCAAGUGAUCGAUCACUCUCCUCAGAUUCUGAUCCUGCCAGCAUUUCUUUGCUUCAGAAUUCGGCGCGUCUCAAGACAGUUGGAAGUUUUCGAGGAUGCUAGGUAG
This is a messenger RNA of Trachymyrmex cornetzi, 596 nucleotides long. RefSeq lists its product as uncharacterized. Bases 171 to 596 code for a protein of 141 amino acids. The transcript is spliced from 3 exons. Lineage: Eukaryota; Metazoa; Arthropoda; Insecta; Hymenoptera; Formicidae. The record is from RefSeq and is a predicted model, not a curated record.